GCUUGCGUUAUUGUUCCGGUCUCAACACUGAGCUGCACAGAGUUUGAUAUUAACCAUCAAAAUAUCCUCUCAUGCCUGUGCUCGCACAAUUGUCAUACGAUUUUAAAUUUGUUUAUGUUUUACAAAAACAGCAGAGCACCGCCUGGCUCCCCUGCUGUCUUGGUAUUGGCCCACUUGUGAAAUUAACCACUGUCUUGUUAGCUCGUGGUCGCUAACCAGAGAGAACCAGCACCAGUUCUGAUGCCAGCAGUUUUACUUGUGAUAUCAAAUUUUAAAAAGCUGCUCCAGGGUCGUUAAUGGCAGGUAAGAAACCCUUCACAGACAUGGACACCGCGGAUGAAGCGGUGAGGGCCACGUGUGACGAUGCAACCACCUGCAAAAGAUUUGCCACCAGUAAAGGCUACUGGAAAGACCCAUAUAUCCAAUACUUUGUCAGAUCAGUAGGAGAGCGGAAGGCCCCUGAAAUCAACAGAGGUUACUACGCAAGAGUUCAAGGAGUGAACUUUCUCCUUGAUGCGUUUAUAAAGAAAACACAGUGUGAAUGUCAAGUGGUCAACCUUGGUGCUGGACUGGACACCACGUUUUGGAGACUAAAGGAUGAAAAUCUCAUGCCACGGAAGUUCUUUGAAGUAGAUUUUCCUACUGUUGUCGCCAGGAAAAUACACAAUAUAAAAACAAAACCUCCCUUGUCCAAACCAAUCAUCGAGACACACUCAACAGAUUCCCUACUGCUAGAUGCCCACAGUCUUGACUCAGAUCGUUAUUGUAUCAUUGGAGCAGACCUCAGAAACAUCUCUAACUUGGAGGACAAACUGAAAAAGUUCCAGCUGAACUCGGAAUUACCAACGUUGUUCUUGUCAGAGUGCGUGUUGGUCUACAUGACACCAUUGCAGUCCUCCAACCUAGUGAACUGGGCAGCAGAAACCUUUCACACUGCCAUGUUCAUAAACUACGAACAGGUGAACAUGCGUGAUCGAUUUGGCCAGGUGAUGAUUGAGAACUUGCAACGUCGCCAGUGCACCCUGGCAGGCGUAGAAACCUGCCAGUCUCUUGACUCCCAGAAGGAGCGGUUUCUGAGGACUGGAUGGGAAAAUGCCAACGCUUUAGAUAUGAUGACGGUCUACAGUAUGCUACCUCAGGAUGAUGUGGCGAGAAUUGAGCAUCUAGAGUUCCUUGAUGAGAGGGAGCUGCUGCAGCAACUUCUUCAACACUACAGCAUCUGCUGGGCCACUAAGGACAAACUCAAUCUGGGUCUGUCACAGUUGGCAUACUGAGUGCCAAACCUCAUUACUGGACAUGUUUUACACACGUUUGCCAAAAUCAUCCUGUGGAGAAGAUGAAGGACAGGAGACACUGGGGAAGAGGAAACCCUGGUUCUGCAUCAGGUCUCAGCAUCAGUGCAAUGAGAGCUCACCUGCAUCCUUUGUGACCCAGUCUGUGUUCAUGACAUCGUCUUGACUAGAGCUGUGGCAACACAGGUGCAAAAUCCCAGGCCUACAAUGGUUCAGGUUUGCUUACAGGCCGUUUUAUUCGUGAAAUAACAAAUGUUGUUUGAAAAAUUGGCUCGUUUUUUAAAUAAAAGGCUGUAUGACGUCAAAAGAAUUGAAAACAUGCAUUUGAGCUCUGAUUUUACGUGCCGUUUUAAAUGGAUUUCUUCAUCUGACAUCUUCUCAUAGAACACACAUGCAUGUGAUAACCAGGGUCAAAUAGUCUGUUUAUUUACAUUUGCCUGCAUCAUUUUUUUCCUUUUUUGGAUCCUUGCAAAGACUAAAUGACAAUUGAUCAAUUUGUAAUAGAUUAUAUUUGAUGAAUGUGAAUCUGUGCAGUUGAUUAAAAAUGUUCUUUUGUGUAAGACUAUGUUUGUUUAUGUACUUUAAUGUUCUCAUAUCAGCUCACCUUUAUGUUGAGUUUGUCUUUGGAGUUCAAAUGAUUGGAUGGAGGAGGUUUUACCACGAAUACAAAAUGUUAAUGUGUGUACAUCCUUUAUGCAUUGAGUCAUUCUGACUCAAGACAGUUUCAGAAAAGGAUAAGCGUGAUAUCGAGAGAAGUGUCAACACAAAGAGAUAAAGCUCAAUGUGCA
Molecule: messenger RNA, 2080 nt
Organism: Cololabis saira (Pacific saury)
Lineage: Eukaryota; Metazoa; Chordata; Actinopteri; Beloniformes; Belonidae
Gene: lcmt1
Product: leucine carboxyl methyltransferase 1
Exons: 11
Coding region: 297-1274 (325 amino acids)
Biological process (GO): C-terminal protein methylation
Cellular component (GO): cytosol
Molecular function (GO): protein C-terminal leucine carboxyl O-methyltransferase activity
Source: RefSeq, a predicted model, not a curated record